CCACCAGCAGGGGCGCUGUUGUCUCCUUACAUACCCAUAAGCGGAGGAGUGAGAGGUGCAUGAAAUGGAGAAAAAUGGCGGAUCAUGUGCAGGGCCUUGCCCAGCUGGAGAUCCUGUGUAAACAGCUGUAUGAGACCACCGACACAGCCGUGCGACACCAGGCAGAGAAAGCUCUGGUGGAGUUCACCAACAGCCCCGACUGUCUCAGUAAAUGUCAGCUGCUGCUGGAGAGAGGCAGUUCUUCUUAUUCUCAGUUGCUCGCCGCCACUUGUUUAUCUAAACUGGUGUCUCGGACCAGUAACCCUUUACCCCUUGAGCAACGCAUCGACAUUCGGAACUAUGUGUUGAAUUACCUGGCAACACGGCCGAAGUUAGCAGCAUUUGUGACCCAGGCUCUGAUCCAGCUGUAUGCCCGGAUCACCAAACUGGGCUGGUUCGACUGUCAGAAAGACGACUACGUCUUUAGAAAUGUCAUCGCUGAUGUUACGCGAUUCCUGCAGGACAGCGUGGAGCAUUGCAUCAUAGGUGUCACCAUCCUGUCCCAGCUGACGAACGAGAUAAAUCAGGCCGACACCACGCAUCCGCUGACCAAACAUAGGAAGAUCGCGUCAUCGUUCAGAGACUCCUCGCUCUUCGACAUCUUCACACUUUCCUGCAACCUCCUCAAACAGGCUUCAGGGAAGAACCUGAACCUGAACGAUGAGUCGCAGCACGGCCUGCUGAUGCAGCUACUCAAGCUCAGCUACAAUUGCCUCAACUUUGACUUUAUAGGAACUUCCACAGACGAGUCAUCAGAUGACCUUUGCACUGUACAGAUUCCAACAUCAUGGAGAUCAGCGUUUCUCGAUUCCUCCACCCUGCAGCUGUUUUUCAAUUUAUAUCAUUCCCUCCCUCCAUCCCUGUCCCCGCUGGUGCUGUCCUGUUUAGUUCAGAUCGCCUCUGUCAGGCGGUCUCUCUUCAACAAUGCAGAGCGAGCAAAGUUUCUCUCCCAUCUGGUGGAUGGCGUGAAGAGGAUAUUGGCGAACCCGCAGUGUCUGCCGGAUCCCAACAACUACCACGAGUUCUGCCGCCUGUUGGCGAGGCUGAAGAGUAACUACCAGCUGGGGGAACUGGUCAAAGUGGAGAACUACCCAGAGGUGAUCCGUCUCAUUGCCAACUUCACCGUCACCAGCCUGCAGCACUGGGAGUUUGCCCCCAACAGUGUCCACUACCUGCUGAGUCUGUGGCAGCGCCUGGCAGCGUCUGUCCCCUACGUCAAAGCCACCGAGCCCCACCUGCUGGAGACCUACACCCCAGAGGUGACCAAGGCCUACAUCACGUCGCGGCUAGAGUCAGUCCAUGUCAUCCUCAGAGACGGCUUAGAGGACCCUCUGGAUGACGCCGGGCUGGUGCAGCAGCAGUUGGACCAGCUGUCCACCAUCGGCCGGUGUGAAUACGAGAAGACGUGUGCUCUGCUGGUGCAGCUGUUUGACCAGGCGGCUCAGACCUACCAGGAGCUGCUGCAGUCCACCAACUCCAGCGCUGCAGACGUCACCGUGCAGGAGGGUCGGUUGACAUGGUUGGUCUAUAUAAUCGGUGCUGUGAUCGGUGGACGGGUGUCGUUUGCCAGUACGGAUGAGCAGGAUGCCAUGGAUGGAGAGUUGGUCUGCCGGGUUCUGCAGCUGAUGAACCUGACGGACUCCCGGCUGGCUCAGGCAGGCAACGAGAGGCUAGAGCUGGCCAUGCUCAGCUUCUUCGAACAGUUCCGAAAGAUCUACAUUGGCGACCAGGUGCAGAAAUCCUCAAAGCUUUAUCGACGAUUAUCAGAAGUUCUGGGGCUGAACGAUGAGACGAUGGUACUCAGCGUCUUUAUAGGGAAAAUCAUUACAAACUUGAAGUACUGGGGCCAGUGUGAGCCGAUCACGUCCAAAACACUCCAGCUGCUGAACGACCUCUCCUUAGGAUACAGCAGCGUGAGGAAGCUGGUGAAGCUCAGCGCUGUCCAGUUCAUGCUGAACAACCACACCAGUGAGCAUUUCUCCUUCCUGGGCGUGAACAACCAGUCCAACCUGAGCGACAUGCGCUGUCGGACCACCUUCUACACGGCCCUGGGUCGCCUGCUCAUGGUCGAUCUGGGUGAGGACGAGGACCAGUUUGAACAGUUCAUGUUACCUCUGACCGCUGCGUUUGAGGCUGUGGCUCAGAUGCUGAGUACGAACACAUUCAACGAGCAGGAAGCCAAGAGGACUUUGGUGGGUUUGGUGCGAGACCUCCGAGGCAUCGCAUUUGCCUUCAACGCCAAGACAAGUUUCAUGAUGCUAUUCGACUGGAUAUACCCAACGUACAUGCCCAUCCUGCAGCGGGCCAUCGAGCUGUGGUACCACGACCCGGCCUGCACCACUCCUGUCCUUAAGCUGAUGGCAGAGCUCGUUCAUAACAGAUCGCAGCGGCUUCAGUUUGACGUAUCGUCACCAAAUGGGAUCCUGCUGUUCAGGGAAACCAGCAAGAUGAUCACCACAUAUGGGAACCGGAUCCUGACGCUGGGCGAGGUUCCUAAGGACCAGGUCUACGGCGUCAAGCUGAAGGGCGUCAGCGUGUGCUUCGCCAUGCUCAAGGCCGUGCUCAGCGGAAACUACGUCAACUUCGGGGUCUUCCGUCUCUAUGGCGACGACGCUCUGGACAACGCCUUGCAAACCUUCAUCAAACUACUGCUCUCCAUCCCUCACAGUGACUUACUAGAUUACCCGAAGCUCAGCCAGUCCUUCUACUCCCUGCUGGAGGUUCUGACUCAGGAUCACAUGAACUUCAUCGCCAGUUUAGAGCCGCACGUCGUCAUGUACAUCCUGUCGUCGAUAUCAGAAGGCCUCACGGCGCUGGAUACGAUGGUGUGCACCGGCUGCUGCUCCAGUUUGGACCACAUAGUCACCUACCUGUUCAAGCAGCUCUCACGCUCCACCAAAAAGAGGCCUGCUCCCAUGGCAACAGACGACCGCUUCCUGCAUAUUAUGCAGCAGCAUCCGGAGAUGAUCCAACAGAUGCUGUCCACCGUGUUGAACAUCAUCAUCUUCGAGGACUGCAGGAAUCAGUGGUCCAUGUCCCGGCCGCUGCUGGGCCUCAUCCUGCUCAAUGAGAAGUAUUUCGCUGACCUGAGGAACAGCAUCGUCAGCAGCCAGCCUCCUGAGAAGCAGCAGGCCAUGCACUUAUGCUUUGAGAACUUGAUGGAGGGAAUAGAGCGAAACCUUCUAACAAAGAAUCGAGACAGGUUCACACAGAACCUGUCCGUGUUCAGGAGGGAAGUCAACGACAGCAUGAAGAACUCGACGUACGGCGUCAACAGCAACGACAUGAUGAGCUGACAUUCCACACGGCAGAGCCUCACCCAGCCGCAGAGCGGGCGCCCCCCCUGCCCCCCACCCUGCAUCCUCCUCCCCCCCACUCCCCUCAGCCUCCUCCCUGGGCCGGGAUGCCUAAGGGAACAUCUGCUCACCCCAACAC
Poecilia reticulata (guppy) is the source of this 3474-nucleotide messenger RNA. It is a transcript of the gene xpo7, whose product is annotated as exportin 7. Gene Ontology annotation, biological process: protein export from nucleus. The record is from RefSeq and is a predicted model, not a curated record. Gene Ontology annotation, molecular function: small GTPase binding; nuclear export signal receptor activity. Lineage: Eukaryota; Metazoa; Chordata; Actinopteri; Cyprinodontiformes; Poeciliidae. Gene Ontology annotation, cellular component: cytoplasm; nuclear pore.